AUAGUUCACAUGAAUCUUAUUUUAUCUCAUGAUAAAAUACUCCCAAUUUCUGCCCAGUCAGUUCACAUUGUUCUUGGUUUACCAAUUGGCGGUGGAGAGCUCACCUUUACCAAGACCAAGGAGAUUACAAAUGCAAAAAAAGAUCUGUUUGAUAUGCUUGGUGAGAAAUUGUCGAUCGAAAGGCUCAAGCUUGAAGUUUCCAAGGGCCUUGCGGAUGAGUUGUCAUUGAGGUGUUUCUUCAUGAUAGUGUUUAAUAGGCUUUUGUUCCCGACAUCAUCAUAUGAUGUUUCGAACAACGAUAUCAGACUUACUAUGGAUAUGAGCAAGAUUGGUGAAGUUGAUUGGUGCAAGCUUGUUGUUGAGGACAUUAGAGCAGCAGCUUCUCAAUGGCAACGUCGUGAUUGUAAGGUCAUUAACCCGACCAUAUCCGGUUGUUCCCCAUAUCUAUUGAUAUAUUAUUUGGAUAAUCUCAAUCACGAGCUGAACAAAGGCGAUAGGAUUUCAAUCCCUCGUGCAGCAUUAUUUGACAAACACAAGGUUGAGCACCUUACAAUGCAUGAUAGAUUCACCGACAGACAUGGAAAAUUGGUCUAUGGUGGUACUCAGUUCAUGAGUCAGGUGGGAUCGUGCUACCAAUCGCAUCAUCCAGCUAUCUUCGCUGGUCCUAGCCACUGCAGCACAUCAGAUAAGUCUACAGAAGUUCCGCUUCUGAAUGAUCUACUCUCUGGUGCCAGAACUUUUCUUACUGGCCGCAGUGCGAAAGAAUUUUCCACUAUGGUUUCAGAAGUUGACUCCUACAUCAGCGCCAAGUUGGCAAUUGUAUAUGAUGCUAAGCAGAAAAUACACGAGAAUAUGUGUGUUAUUGAUGAUGCUCAGCAGGCAAUAGUAUCCCGUCAGCGUCAAUUAGCAGAAGAAUUUCGUCGACUCUUAGAAGAUGGCCAAACUGUUACAGAACCAGCACAUACUGCUGAGGGGCAGCAACAUGCACAAACUGAAGGCAAUUUUGAAACUGUAAAUCCCAACCUGUCUAAAGAGGCUGACAUAGAUGGCCAAAUUGUUAAAGAACCACCACAUAAUGCUGAGGGGCAGCAAUCUCCACAAACUGAAGGCAAUUUUGAAACUGUAAAUCCCAACCUCUCUAAAGAGGCUGACAUAGGUAUCAUCAGGAGACCAUGUGGGAGAUGUUAA
Molecule: messenger RNA, 1188 nt
Organism: Phragmites australis (common reed)
Lineage: Eukaryota; Viridiplantae; Streptophyta; Magnoliopsida; Poales; Poaceae
Exons: 6
Coding region: 10-1188 (392 amino acids)
Source: RefSeq, a predicted model, not a curated record